This is a messenger RNA of Archocentrus centrarchus (flier cichlid), 2483 nucleotides long. RefSeq names its product prolylcarboxypeptidase (angiotensinase C) (gene prcp). Gene Ontology annotation, molecular function: dipeptidyl-peptidase activity; serine-type exopeptidase activity. NCBI's taxonomy places the organism in Eukaryota, Metazoa, Chordata, Actinopteri, Cichliformes, Cichlidae. The transcript has 9 exons. The record is from RefSeq and is a predicted model, not a curated record. Gene Ontology annotation, biological process: regulation of blood vessel endothelial cell migration; angiogenesis involved in wound healing; proteolysis. The coding region runs from base 352 to 1854 and encodes 500 amino acids.
CUCACAUUCCCAUCAACCACUGCAAGCUGUCUGCUGUAGGAACCAUCUGCCGUCUGCUUCAUAAACACGGGACAGCCAGCUGGCUGCAGCUAAUUCAAACUUAUUAAAAUGUUUGUUAGACUUUGAACCCGAUGUUUACCGCGCAGCUGCAGGUCUGAAGCUAAAUGUAGGUCACGGGCCGCCCGGUAACACCUCUGUAGAUGUGCUGACAGGGUAGUCUCACUUCCUUUCUUUGACGGGACGAGUCCUCCUCAGUCAUCCCACUGCAGACACAGACACACGGCUCCUGCGACCUCGUUAAUGAUGCGCUGAAGAUCAGUUUGUUGUGAGCUGACUGUGACGGUUACAGCCAUGAGGACGCAGGUUUCGGACAGGGCUGCAGCGACCUGCAUCCUAAUGUUGUGUUUGGUCUGUUUACACGUGACCGCCCUCAAAUCGCAACUUUUUACCCGGCUGGGUGGGCUGCCUUACUCCCCCGAGCCUCCAGUCAGCUAUAAAACAUUUUACUUUGACCAGAAGAUUGACCAUUUUGGAUUCCUCGAGGAUGGCACCUUCAAACAGAGAUACCUUCUGUCUGACAAAUACUGGCAGCAGCCCGGAGGACCCAUUUUGUUCUACACUGGAAACGAAGGCGACAUCACCUGGUUCUGCAACAACACCGGCUUCAUGUGGGAGAUUGCGGAGGAGUUGGGCGCCAUGCUGGUUUUCGCAGAGCAUCGUUACUAUGGAGAGUCCCUGCCAUUUGGACCAGACUCUUACAGUGACAGCAAACAUCUCAACUACCUGACCUCAGAGCAAGCCCUGGCAGAUUUUGCAGUGCUGAUCCAGAACCUUAAGGGUUCUCUACCUGGUGCUCAGCACAGCCCUGUUAUCGCUGUUGGAGGAUCUUAUGGAGGAAUGCUCUCUGCCUGGUUCAGGAUGAAAUACCCCCAUGUAGUUGUUGGAGCUCUGGCAUCCUCUGCGCCAAUCUGGCAGUUCACUGGUAUGGUGCCAUGUGGAGACUUUUACAAAAUAGUAACACAAGACUUUGCCAAAAGUGGCCAUAACUGCGAUGCGAGCAUCAGAAAGUCGUGGAAGGCUAUAAAUAAUGUCUCUUCCACAGUGUCUGGUCUUCAAUGGCUGUCAGAAGAAUUCAGUUUAUGUGCCCCUCUUAAAAACAAAAAUGAUAUCUUCACCUUCAAGAGCUGGCUUCAGGAGACCUGGGUGAAUCUGGCCAUGGUGGACUACCCGUAUGAAGCGAACUUCCUGCAGCCGCUGCCUCGCUGGCCCAUCCAGGUGGUGUGCAAGUACCUCAGCUUCGAUUCUGCCGUGUCUGACUACCAGCUGCUGCAAGGUGUCUCCCAAGCAGCGAAGGUUUACUAUAACUACACGGGAAGCUCUCCCUGCCUGAACACAUCGCAGACGGCAACCAGCAGCCUCGGCUACCUCGGCUGGUUUUACCAGGCCUGCACAGAGAUGGUGAUGCCCAUGUGCACUGAUGGCGUGCAGGACAUGUUUGAACCCGAGGAGUGGAACUUCCAGGCCUUCUCCGACGAGUGCUACGCCAUGUUUGGCGUCAGGCCACGGGCUGACUGGGCAGGUGCAGUCUACGGGGGAAAGGAGAUCUCCUCUCACAGCAACAUCAUCUUCAGUAAUGGAGGACUCGAUCCCUGGGCAUCUGGUGGAGUCACUUCUAACAUCUCACAUUCUCUGGUUUCCAUCAUGAUUCCUGAUGGAGCCCAUCACUUAGACCUGCGCUACAGCAAUGACCUCGAUCCACCCUCGGUCCGCGCUGCCCGGGCGUUAGAGGUGAAGUCUUUCCGGGAGUGGAUUAAGAAGGCUAAAAAGACACAUUGCGCUGCACCGACCCACUAGUCCCCAAAAUUCUGCUCAACUAAGAUAUUGCUGAUAUCUGAGAUUUAGCUUUAAGUUGGGUGAUGUGUUUUUUUUUUUCCUGGUGCUUUCUCUGCCAUUAUGCCAAAGCUUGUUUACUUUAAAAAAAAAAAAAUCAAUUUCACUCCUUUUCUGUGUCAAACAUUCAAAUUUGAAGGGCUCAAUGACAAAAAGUGCUGCAAAGAAAUAAACCUGUUUGUCAUAAAACUGCAGUAUCCACUAAUUUGAUUGUGUUAAGGUGUUUUAUCUCUCAUGUGAAGUUUGCCUCCGAGCUCGAGUGCUCCUCUUUUGGUUUCCAUUUAUUGGAAAAUUUGAGGUUUUUCUAUUUUUUUUGUCACUCUCAUUGAUUAGCUGCUGUUAUUAUUCAGGCACAUCUCUUAAAGUUAUUGUAAUAUGCAGAUUAAAAAAGCCUCAGGGGAACAUUUGGGCACCAAAUAUAAAGCCGAUCCAUUCUGAAGGCUUCUGCUGCACUUGGUGUAAAUAUGAAACUCGAUCUGUUUGUUGUUCACAGAAGAACACUGCCUUCCCUGCGUUUGAUCGUUUUCUUGAUUUGCUGUAAUUCCCAAAUAACUGUCAAUGAAACUGAUUAAAAAGCUACAGAUUGACUGUCA